Alosa sapidissima (American shad) is the source of this 3581-nucleotide messenger RNA. Its product is annotated as protein mono-ADP-ribosyltransferase PARP12-like. NCBI's taxonomy places the organism in Eukaryota, Metazoa, Chordata, Actinopteri, Clupeiformes, Clupeidae. Gene Ontology annotation, molecular function: metal ion binding; NAD+ poly-ADP-ribosyltransferase activity. The transcript has 12 exons. Bases 134 to 3190 code for a protein of 1018 amino acids. The record is from RefSeq and is a predicted model, not a curated record.
UAAGUUUCGUUUUCCAUUCGUCACUACUAUGGACAGCCGCCAGCUGUGCAGAAAGAUCUCACAAUGUAGCCUACCCUGACUGCUGGUUCUCUUGCAUUCAGACGGUAGCCUAACUUUCCAAUCUUCACCAAAAAUGUCGGAAGCCGGUCUCUUGAAAAUAAUUUGCGGCAAUGGAGGAGCAAUAGAUUACGACAGACUCCUUGAACUUGCUUCCGGAUUUCCAGAUAUAAACUGCUCUGAAUUUGAUUCACUUCUCGGAAAUAAACAGUUUUUCCAUCUCACGGAGAACGAUGGUGUCAAACAAAUACUUGCCAAAACAAACAUGAAAAUUUGCAGUGUGACAAUGUGUCACAAGGUGUCGUCUAGCUGUACAAACCUUCAUCUUUGUAAAUUUUAUCUUCAUGGAGAAUGCAAGGCAAGACCCUGUUGUUACGGACACAAUUUAAAUUCGGCCCACAACGCCAACGUUCUCUCCAACCAUCGGCUGCAGAAGCUUAGCAGAGCAGAGAUCAGGCAGCUGCUUUUACAGAAUGACAGCCCACAUUCCCUUCUUCCACCGGUGUGUAUCAGAUACAACCAAGGCGAUGGUGACUUCGGCAAGUGCGAUGACCAGGACAACUGCACAUACCUCCACAUCUGCGAGGACUACAUCCGUGGCACCUGCGACUCUGCAGGUGACUGCGGCCGGUCCCACGACUUCUUCGAGCCCCACCCAAUGACGACGCUGCGGAGGAGGGGUGUGCCCGACGAUAAGGUGGGAUCCAUGCUCUCCGUCUACCAGAGGAUCUUGGUACUCAGGGGCACGUUGGCGAAGGACUUGAAGCCCAAUCCUGGUGCCAGGACCAGGGGCAGACGUGGCAAAGCUGGUAAAGGACAUGCCACUGCCACCACUAACACAGAGGCGACCAAAGACGUAAGGAGUCGGGCACGGCCAGAGAUUAACGAAAUUUGCCUCUUCUUCGUCAGAGCUGAUUGCAAACAAGACAACAGGUGUUGGAGAGUCCACUCCAAAAUGCCCUACCAGUGGCAGGUGAAGAUGGGUGAAUCCUGGACCGACCUGCCAAACAGUGAAGACAUCGAGAGGGACUUUUGUAACCCGAUCAACACUACUGCUCUGAGGGAGGGCGACCCUGUUAGUUUUGACACCAUGACCUGCGGUCCGCAUAAGGUGCGCCGGCUCUCCACCGCCUCAUCCGUGGCCCAGCCAGACUUCAUCCUCACCACCGAGUGGAUCUGGUUCUGGGAGGAUGAAUAUGGGAAAUGGAUCCCAUAUGGCUCCAUAAAAGAGAUGCAUAGGUUGUCCUCAAUCUCCUCCAGUGAUUUGGAAAAGCGUUACCAGGACGACAACAAAGCAGUGGUUCUCUUUACAGCUGCUACAGAGCAGUAUGAAGUCAGUUUCAAAGUUAUGGAGCAGAAGAAUAUGAGCUCUGGCAAGACAAGACAAGUUAGAAGAAGACCUAACUUCGUCUCUUCUUACGGUGUCCAAACGGCCAGAACCAGCGAUGGGAGAGGGAGCCCCCCCCCCCCCCCAUUGACUUCAAAUCCGGGCCUACUGGGUAACUGCCCACUGAUGCAGAGGACCAGGCUCAUUGGUGGCACCACAAGAGUAACUCUGCUAAGUACCGACCGGGACUACCUGAAGGUCCAGGAGCUGUUCAGAAAGACUCUGAGCGGUUUUGACAUUGUCAGUGUUGAGAGGAUCCAGAACAAAAAACUCUGGGAAGACUUUCAGACGAAACGAGAUCGGAUGAAGAAGGCCAAUCAGGACAAAAAGUACGCUGAUGGGGAACGUCUGCUCUUUCAUGGCACAAACUCUCAGUACAUCGAUGCUAUCUGCUUCCAGAAUUUUGACUGCAGUAAGUGUGGUGCCAAUGGAACAGUUUACGGAGAAGGAUGUUACUUUGCCCGGGAUGCCUCCUACUUCAACAACUACACCUCUGGCCAUGGCAAGCGCUCCAUGUUUGUGUGCCGUGUACUCGUAGGCUGCUACACCCGAGGGCAGUCUCAGUAUCCACCCUCCAGGGAUGGAGGCCUCAUUCUGUAUGACAGCUGCGUGAAUGACGUGCGCGACCCUUCUAUCUUCGUGGUCUUUGACAAGCAGCAGGUGUACCCCGAGUUCCUCAUCACCUACACUGAGCACGUCUAUCGUCCGCCAGUGACUCUGGAUUCUUCUUCCGAUUCUGAUUCUGAUUUUACUUUGUUUUCUCCCGUCAAGACGACUGUGACCUCCACAGAGUCUUUCUACAAUUCUUCACACUACGGCUCCACUGUGCUCACAAGCAUAACCAGUGCACCACAGCUCGUAACAAUCGUGUCCACUUUGGCCUCGCAUUCAUCUGUGUCACCGUCGCCUGCCAGUCUGACCACAGGACAAAAGGUCCACUCUUCCAGCGGCACAGUUUCCGUUCAGCUCUCUAGCUCCAACACAUUGGCUCCGACUGUGGGUGCUUCUAGUCCGUUUUCUGUCUCGACAACACCCACCAAGCCGUCGACAGGGUCUCCCCAAAGCUCUGCCACAACACCCGUUACUCACUAUUCGCCAUUCAGGUCUUCACAUCUGGAUCCAGCCCAGGCUUCUGCCGUGUCCACAACACCCUCAGCUCCUGUUCCAUCAGCAGCGAGAUCCGUAUCCACAACACCCUCAGCUCCUGUUCCGUCCGCAUCGAGAUCCGUGUCCACAACGCCAUCCGCUCCUGUUCCGUCCGCAUCGAGAUCCUUGUCCACUUCUUCCAAGCAGCCAAGUAAUCCUUUACAAGCAGCCCAAACAAAUAAGAGAGACUUCUUCAGUGAUGAUGGGGGAUGGGAGUACGUAGAUUCAUCAAACAUCUCCAGAUCUAAGAGUGCAUCAACAGGCCUCUUUGAUCUACAAACAUCCAGCAGUUCCACACUAACCUCCCAUCAGUCGGGUCCCAGGCCAGCGUCCAGGCGAUCGCUGUACUCGUCCCCAGACGCGUCUCUGGUCAGCUCCUCUGUGAGGUCCGCCGCCACAACGCCAUCGGCUCCUGUGAGGUCCGCCGCCGCGGCAACAUCAGCGAGUGCAAGGAGGGUAUCUCCUUCAUAUCUGUCCACCUCAACGUCCUCUUACACCCGACAAGUGCCUCGUCCACAAAGCCAAGACAUCUAUUAUGUUCCCACUCCUAGGAGACAGAGUAAUGAACCAAAGAAGAAAGAAGAAUGCAUCUUGCUUUGAUCUCAUUGUCUUUUUGCCCAUUAUUUUAUGAUUUUGCUCAGAUUUUUGUUUUUAAUGGUUAAAACAAAUUGUCCCACUUGUACUACUGCAAUAAUUAGCUUCUCUCUGCUACGUCUCACUACACUUUAGUAGUUCUUGGAUUGUAAUGAUUACAAUUAACAACACUAGUGUUCAUUUAGAAUGUUCAAUAUUAUGGUGUCUGUGAUGGACAUCAGAGCUAUAGCUCAGGGCCUCUGUUUGCCAGUGUCUUGGCAUGUGGAUAUAAUUUAAAGAUUAAAUGUGAUUUUGCGCAAUAUUUCCAGUGGUUGGUUAUGGUUUUCACAAUUUGUUUAACUCAAUCAUUGCACUUAACAAAAAAAGAAUGUAAUUCCUAAUAAAUUAUGUAAUCCAG